UUUGAAAAUUAUAUGCAAUAUUUAAAAAAAAAUUAUUAAUAAUCCAAAUAAAAUAUUGCAGCAACUAUUUCUAAGAAUAGAAGAACGAAGAGAUUUUACGGAUUCUAGCAAAAUUACACAAAUAGAUAAGUUUAUUAUAAAUUGUAAAAAAGAAAAAGAUAGUUUCUUCUAUAGUAAAAAAACGGGAUCCCUAAAAAUUGUCAACCAACAAACCCAAACAGACAGUUUUGGCGUUGUAGUUUUGACAAAGGUUGGGGACAUUUUUAGGGAGCCCGUGGUGUCCUCAUCUGAUUUAGGUAUUUUUGUAGCUCAAAUUAUAGAUGAAGACAUUCAAAUUAUUAAGAGAGAAGAUAUAGACCAUAAGGAUUUUGCUAUUCCAGUAGGGAAUAAAUUUAUUUUAAUUCCUAUGUUACAUAACUUAUUUUAUAAUUUUACUUAGGAAGAAAUGGAAUUUAGUUUUAUAAUUGAUGGAGAGGAGGAGCCGGAUAUCAGUCAGGCAAAUGCUGGAGUAUCGCGCCGUUUCGACGUGUCCCAGCCUUUCCUCGACCGUAUGGCCACCCAACCUGCCGUGGAUAAUGACUCAGCGCAACAACAAAUUUUGGCUGCCCUUGCAAGAAUGGAGACUCGGCAAGAAGAAAUAUUAAAAAGGCUUUCCGCCGUAGAAAACGCCCUUGCCGAGAAGAUGCCCGAGCGUUGUGAAGUUCAAGCGCAGAGUCAACUGCUGCGUGAAUGUAAGGUGCUCUCUGCGAAAACCCACCGCAGUGUAAGCCGAAUCACCGGUGACCUGGUAAGUGAAGAGCAAACUUUACUGCAAAGUUUGCUACCAAUGUCAUCGGAGGGAACACUGCAUAAGGUGGAGGAGCACCUUCAAAACAAGGCACACGCUGACGCUAUGGUGGGCAUCAUCAUGCAGCUAAAAACAGCCAGGGGUACAGUGGAGAAAGUGCUGCAGUCGUUAUUCAGCGACGAGUUGGUGUGGCUGUACAACUUCGAUGGGAAGGCUGGGAAAAAGCCACUAAUUAAAUUAAAAACUGUGGAGCUAGUUCUCGCCGCAUUUGCAAGUAUGCACUCUGACAAAAUUUUAGCAAUCAAGCACUAUGUAGUUUUAUGUCAUAAUAGAUAUAAGCAAAAUCGAAGAAGAUGCCAAAAUAGUAAUUAAUUUUUUCUUAUUUUCUCUAUAGAGUGCUUCACAAUUAUACAUCACCCACUUAUUGAGAAGUUGCGACCAAUAAUUUGUAUAUUUUUU
This is a messenger RNA of Rhagoletis zephyria (snowberry fruit fly), 1246 nucleotides long. RefSeq lists its product as uncharacterized. Lineage: Eukaryota; Metazoa; Arthropoda; Insecta; Diptera; Tephritidae. The record is from RefSeq and is a predicted model, not a curated record.